AUGAAGUGCUAUCCUAAAGCGACACUUCCACUGAAAGUCGAAAUACGUCCACAAAAGUACUAUAAUUACACUAAUAUUGACAAGGAAAAAGCGACACACACAAAGACAAAGACAGAUUGUACAAUAGCGUCAUUAGAAGAACAUUCUGCUGAAUUUGGGCAGCAUAGGAUGAGUGCGUUUCCGGGUAACAGCUACAAUAGUUUAACCGUACCGGCGAGGCGCGAGCAAAACUCUUGCUGUAUGGCUCCACUGGGGUUAAAUCCAGACUGGAAAACCCCACAGCAUCCCUGCACUCUGCGACGAAGCGCUGCGAGAGGGGAAGCGUACGGCGAUGGAGGGGCAAUAGGGGCGCUGUCCGCCAGUAUCUGA
Messenger RNA from Acanthoscelides obtectus, 369 nucleotides. NCBI's taxonomy places the organism in Eukaryota, Metazoa, Arthropoda, Insecta, Coleoptera, Chrysomelidae. The record is from the annotation of a GenBank genome assembly.